GUACAAUUGUGGUGAGAAGAAUAUCAUCUCAGAAUGGCGCACGAGGGGGGCCUACACAAUAUUAGUUUUGGGUCAUCGCGGGAUUGUGAAGAAGAAUGGCGGUUCAAACGGAGAGAGGGAUUCCGCUCAGUGCGCUUAAUCCAAAGUUCCUUCACACCAACUCUACUAGCCACACCUGGCCCUUCAGCGCCAUAGCAGAGCUGAUAGACAAUGCAUAUGACCCAGAUGUGAGUGCCAAACAGUUCUGGAUUGACAAGACAGUUAUCAGAGAUCAAGACUGUCUUACUUUCAUGGAUAAUGGAGCAGGGUUGGAUUAUGACAAGAUGUACAAAAUGCUCAGUUUUGGCUUCAGUGAUAAGGAGACUAAAAAUGGUCAUGUGCCUGUGGGCCUCUAUGGCAAUGGAUUUAAGUCAGGCUCCAUGCGUUUGGGAAAGGAUGCCAUUGUGUUCUCCAAGAAGGGAGAGUCCAUGUGUGUGGGCCUGCUGUCCCAGACGUACCUUCAAGAGAUUCAAGCGGAGAACGUCAUUGUGCCCAUUGUCUCAUUCAAACGUAUUGGACAGUUAUUCCGUCCUGAGUCACAGCACGCAGCAAGUCUCCAAGACAUCCUGCGCUACUCUCUGUUCCAGACAGAGGCAGAGCUACUUCUAGAGCUCAAUGCUAUCAACGCUCACUAUUCCUCAGGCUCCACAGGAACACGAAUCAUCAUCUGGAACCUCAGAAAAGCAUUGACAGACAAACCCGAGUUUGACUUUGAGGUAGACCGUUAUGACAUCCAAAUUCCAGCUGAUGUGUAUGAUAGUGAAAAGGAGACCUACAAGCAAUCCAGUCGCACAUUGCAGUCAAGCCCAGAGAGUGACUUCUCCCUGAGGGCAUACUGUAGCAUCCUGUACUUGAAGCCCAGAAUGCAGAUUGUCAUUCGUGGACAGAAAGUGAAAACUCAGCUGAUUUCUAAAAGCCUGGCACAUGUUGUCAAAGAUAAAUACAAACCCAACUUUUUAAAUAAAGAAAGCAUCUCAAUCACAUUUGGCUACAAUACCAAGACCAAAGAACAUUACGGAGUCAUGAUGUACCACAAAAACAGGCUUAUCAAAGCCUAUGAGCGUGUUGGAUGCCAAAACAGGGCAAAUGUCAAAGGAGUGGGAGUCAUUGCUGUGAUUGAGUGCAACUUCCUCAAGCCAACACACAACAAGCAGGACUUUGAUUACACAGAAGAGUACAGAAGAACUUUGCAAACUUUGGGUUUGAAGCUGGAAGAUUAUUGGAAAGCGAUCCACCAUAAAAAAGGUCUCAGCAGUACAGUACCUGUGGAGGAUAUCCCGAAGUGUCCUGAUCAGAACUGGGUUCAGUGUGAUGGUUGUCUUAAGUGGCGGAAGCUUCCAGAUGGCAUCGACACCUGUAAGCUCCCUGAAAAAUGGUUCUGUCGAAUGAAUCCAGACCCCCAGUACAGGCAAUGUGAACAAGAAGAGGAAGCUGAAGAUUCUGAAGAUGAAUCCUCAGCCUACCUGAAAACAUACAAACAGCAUGAAAGAAACCUAAAAAAACAGCAGGAACAGAAAAGAAUGCUGUUGGAAGAAACCAUGUUGAGGCAGGAACAGCAAAGAAAUGCAGCCUUGACUCAACAAAAUGAAGUUCUAAGAAAAAAGCAGGAGGUCCUUGUGCGUCAACUCGAGCAAACAGCCCCUUCCUCACCUAUGGUUUCUGUAGCAACCGAGAGCCCUCUCAAUUCCAGACUCCUCCCACAAUCAGCCUCUAGCCCUUCGGACAGCUUGCCAGUCAUUUCAAAUGUAGUCUCUCUCUCCACUCCUAAAAGAUCAAAUAGAAGUCUAGGACUGACUCAAAACCAAGCUGUGAAGAGAGCAAGAUCUAUUAAUGGCUACUAUAGAAACACACCAGACACCCCAUCAACAUCCAAAGCUUUAUCAGAUGCCUUAAUCUCACUGAUGGAGAUCCCUGAUGAUAAUGACAAUGUUAAUGAAAAGAUUGUCAAGGACCGCGACGAUGAUGACGUUGUUAUUGUUGAGACCAAUAGCACACCUAGACCCCCCACCUUUGACCUGGCUAAGGUAAAGUCAGAAGAAAGGACCAUGGAUGAUAUACUAGGAUUAUAUAUGGAGUGCAGUGAUCAAGCUUCCACAGAAACACCUGCAAUUGAAAGUACCAAAAAAGCUACAGUGGACCCAUCAACUUCAAAUGGUCAAGCCAGCAUAACAACCCAGACAGAAUGUGGUGUGACUGUGAAAAAAGAGGAAGCGCAGCAGAGGAGAAAAGGAGAAGAGACAAAGAAUAAUGCAACAAGGAUGGAAGAGAGCGCUACUGAGAUGGAAUGCAUGAAGGAUAAAGAUACAGGCUUGAACGAGUUUAUCAAUGACUCUAUGGACAUUGUUAGAUGUCGUAGUGUAGAUGGACAGAGCAGGCCUAAAUUAGGUUUAGAAAAUGAGGCAGGUAAGAGCUUACUUUCCUCUGAUCUAGACAUUCACAAUAUCCCAACCCUAGAAGCCCAAAAACAGCAGGACAACCUUUUAGAUCUCCUGGAGGCCACAGUCCAGGAGCAAGAUGCAUUCAAGGAGAAAACUCAAUUCCUAACCCUUCAGCUGAAGCAGAAAGAAAGCAAAUUACUGAAACUUGCUGUAAAGAAAGAGAACAGCGAUCAAAGCACCCAGACUGAUUUGUUAGAGGAACAGGACUAUAAAACACUUUUCCAAGACACUAUGCAGCAGAUUGAAGUACUCAAAAAAGAGAAUGAUGAGCUGAAGCAGAAAAAGGAGAGGUUGCUACAGAUGAAAUCAGAGAAAGCAGUAGACAACCAUGUGCUUUGUGACAGGAUAAAAUCUCAGGGUGAGGGGCAGAGUCAGGGUGAGGAUGAUGAAAUGGCUUUACAGGUGGAUUUUCUUCUGAGAGAGCUGGACCAGCGCAACACAGAAUGUGAUGAAUUAAAAAAAAAGUUGGAUAACUUGGAGGAGGAGAGAGCUCGAUGUGAGCAGUUGCAGAAAGAAUUGGAAGAACUGAGGAACGAAAGAGAUGUCUGGAGGAAUAGAAAAGGAGAGAACAGAAGCUUCGGCACAGAGGAUGGCUCUGCAAGCUAUCAGAAUCAGAUCAAAGAGAACAGAGAGUCCGAUGAAAGACCAGAGAGGGGAGAGAACAUGGUAACACUGGCAAAGUUAAGAGAGCUGAGAAGCAACGUUGCUCGUCUGUUGGUCACCUUUGUUCCUGCCCUGGACCCUGAACAGGUCAAUUAUGACUGUGAUGUCAUAGAUGAGAUUCUUAACCAGGUUAUAGAGGAGAUUUCCCCCCAUGAGACUACUUCCACUUAAAGAUGCUACCACUUCAAAGUUACCAAAGAGAUCUACCCGUGUUAAUGUUUUGACGAAGCAAAAUGUUCAUAUUCUAUUUUACUCUGAAAAUAGUAAAUGUAAUAUUAAGAUAAGUUGUAUUUAAUUAUGUGAGAGAAGCUAUUGAUUGUUUUUAAGUUGUUGAUUAACUUUUAAUGGAGGCAAGAAUUCACUGCUGAAGCAGCUGUCAACAGAUUGACUCAAGUCAUCACAGACUUAUAAUAAUUUUUUACAAUUUGUGCAAUGUUUACACAUUCAUGUUUUAUUUUGUUUCUUUUGAUUUACUGUAUUUUAUUGGGAUUGAAAGUUCAGAUUCCAAGAAGAGCAGUUUGCCAUCACAAAAACAUGUUAAGGUUGAAGUUCAGAUUUCAAGAAUAAAAUUUUACUGUCACAAAUAUAUGUUAAGCUUCAGGUUCAAACUUCAAGAAUAACAUUUACCGUUAUAAAUACAUGUUAAGCUUCGAUUUCUUGUUAACCAAGUCAGUUUUCUUUGACAUUGAAGGUACUUUUUUAUAUAUAUAAUAUGAAAGUAUGAAAUUCUGUGUAUAUUAUUGUACAUACUGCCUUAUUGGAA
This is a messenger RNA of Xyrauchen texanus (razorback sucker), 3903 nucleotides long. RefSeq names its product MORC family CW-type zinc finger 3a (gene morc3a). Gene Ontology annotation, molecular function: ATP hydrolysis activity; zinc ion binding. NCBI's taxonomy places the organism in Eukaryota, Metazoa, Chordata, Actinopteri, Cypriniformes, Catostomidae. Gene Ontology annotation, cellular component: nucleus; PML body. The record is from RefSeq and is a predicted model, not a curated record. Bases 96 to 3311 code for a protein of 1071 amino acids. The transcript is spliced from 20 exons.